Oryctolagus cuniculus (rabbit) is the source of this 2896-nucleotide messenger RNA. The record is from RefSeq and is a predicted model, not a curated record. NCBI's taxonomy places the organism in Eukaryota, Metazoa, Chordata, Mammalia, Lagomorpha, Leporidae.
UGGCUCCGCGGCGCCGGCAGGACCUGACCCAGCUGCGCCAAGCGCCCACCCGGAGGUCCCUGAAGGUGGAAGGGGGCCGGACGGGGAGGAGCCGAGGGGCGGGCGCAGCGGACGCCCGCAGCCGCGAGCCGGGGCCGCCGGGUCCCGAGCGUCCAGCAGUCCCGGGGCUGGAGAUCCGCGGCAUUCCGGCGACGGGGACCGGAGGAGCCCGCCUGCACCCCGCGCGCGCAGGGGCGGUGCCUCCUGCUGACCCGCCCAGCGCUUGGAGGAGGUGGUUCUGCUGGGCGGUGAGGCCGCGGUCCCGCCGCUGCUGUCCAUGGCUGUCCACCUUCCUUCUCAAGUCACAGGUGGGCUGCUCAGGUGAGAGCCGCCUGCAAGUGGGCCGAGCCCGCGGCGCAGGUGGGCGGCCUCGCUGACCUGGCGCCGGGGGCGUAGCUGCUCGACGCGGUGCGGAGGAUGCGCCGGCCCCGGAGCUGCUCCUACCAGCUGCUGCUGGCGCACGGGCGCCCCGGACGCGUGCAAGGGCUUCGCUGGACGCCGCUCACCACCAGCCAGGAGUCCCUGGAUUUCAGCGGGAGCCUGGAGCAGGCCUCCACGGAGCGAGUCCUCAGGGCUGGGAAGCAGCUGCACCGGCACCUCCUGGCCGCCUGUCCGGGCCUCAUCCGUGACAGGAAGCACCACCUGAGGCUCUACCGGCAGUGCUGCUCCGGCCGGGAGCUGGUGGACGGGAUCCUGGCUCUGGGGCUGGCGGUGCACUCACGGAGCCAGGCUGUGGGCGUGUGCCAGGUGCUGCUCGAUGAAGGCGCCUUGUGCCACGUGAGACACGACUGGGCCUUCCAGGACCGCGAUGCUCAGUUCUACCGCUUCCCUGGGCCGGAGCCGGAGCCCGCCGGCAGGCCCGAGGUGGAGGAGGAUCUGCUGGAGGCUGUGGCUCUGCUGGCCCAGCGGGGGCCCGACGCCCUGCUCACCGUGGCCCUUCGGAAGCCCCCGGCUCAGCGCACGCACGAGGAGCUGGAGCUCAUCUUCGAGGAGCUGCUGCACAUCAAGGCUGUGGCUCACCUGUCCAACUCGGUGAAGCGCGAGCUGGCGGCCGUGCUGCUGUUUGAGCCGCACAGCAAGGCGGGCACUGUGUUGUUCAGCCAGGGGGACAAGGGCACCUCGUGGUACAUCAUCUGGAAGGGGUCUGUCAACGUGGUCACCCAUGGCAAGGGGCUGGUGACCACCCUGCACGAGGGAGACGACUUUGGACAGCUGGCCCUGGUAAACGACGCCCCCCGCGCGGCCACCAUCGUCCUGCGGGAGGACAGCUGUCACUUCCUGCGCGUGGACAAGCAGGACUUCAAUCGCAUCAUCAAGGACGUGGAAGCGAAGACCAUGCGGCUGGAAGAGCACGGCAAGGUGGUGCUGGUGCUGGAGAGAGCCUCCCAGGGCGCCGGCCCUGCUUGCCCCCCGACCCCAGGCCGGACCCGGUACACGGUGAUGUCCGGCACCCCAGAGAAGAUCCUUGAGCUCCUACUGGAGGCCAUGCGGCCCGAUUCCAGCACCCACGACCCUACAGAGACCUUCCUCAGCGACUUCCUGCUGACCCACAGCGUCUUCAUGCCCAGCGCCCAGCUCUGCCCUGCGCUGCUGCACCACUUCCACGCGGAGCCUGCGGGCAGCAGUGAGCAGGAACACAGCUCCUACGUGUGCAACAAGAGGCAGCAGAUCCUACGGCUGGUCAGCCAGUGGGUGGCCCUGUACGGCCCCAUGCUCCACGCAGACCCCGUGGCCUCCAGCUUCCUCCAGAGACUGUCCGAGCUGGUGAGUGAGGACGUCCAGUUGAGCAGCCUGCUGAGGGGGCAGUGGCCAGAGAGGCGGCGACACCACAGGCUGGAAAACGGCUGCGGGAACGCCUCUCCUCAGACGAAGGCCCAGAACGCACCUGUCUGGCUCCCCGGCCAUGACGAGCUCCUGGCCAGCAGCAACUGUGCCAUCCGGGCUGGGGACAAAGUCCCCUACGAUAUCUACCGGCCCGACCACUCGGGGCUGACCCUGCAGCUGCCCGUGACGGCCUCUGUGCGAGAGGUGCUGGUGGCCUUGGCUCAGGAGGACGGCGGGACCAGGGGGCAGGUGUUGGUGAAGGUCAACUCUGCAGGAGAUGCUGUGGGCUUGCAGCCAGAUGCCCGCGGUGUGGCCACAUCCCUGGGGCUCAAUGAGCGGCUCUUUGUGGUCGACCCACAGCAAGUGCAUGAGCUGCACCCUCGUCCCACCCUGUGCUCUCGCUUGCAGAGUCCACACCCUGAACAGCUGGGGCCCACGGUGGGCUCAGCUGAGGCGCUGGAGCUAGUGAGCGCCAAGGACCUGGCCAGUCAGCUGACCGAGCAGGACAGGGACCUCUUCUACAGCGUCCACCAGGUGGAGCUGAUCCACUACGUGCUGGGCCCCCAGCACCUGCGUGACGUCACCACUGCCAACCUGGAGCGCUUCAUGCGCCGCUUCAACGAGCUGCAGUACUGGGUGGCCACGGAGCUGUGCCUCUGCCUCCUGCCCGGCCCGCGGGCUCAGCUGCUCAGGAAGUUCAUCAAGCUGGCUGCCCAGUCUCUGCUCCUCUGCUCACAGCCUCAAGGAGCAGAAGAACCUCAAUUCUUUCUUUGCCGUGAUGUUUGGUCUCAGCAACUCGGCCAUCAGCCGCCUGGCCCACACCUGGGAGCGGUUGCCCCAGAAGGUGCGGAAGCUGCACUCCGCCCUCGAGAGGCUGCUGGACCCCUCCUGGAACCACCGAGCCUACCGUGUGGCCCUGGCCAAGCUCUCCCCUCCCAUCAUCCCCUUCAUGCCCCUCCUCCUCAAAGACAUGACCUUCAUCCACGAGGGCAACCGCACGCUGGUGGAGAACCUCAUCAACUUCGAGAAGAUG